Messenger RNA from Cyphellophora attinorum, 2490 nucleotides. Its product is annotated as Centromere/kinetochore-like protein. The transcript has a single exon. Gene Ontology annotation, biological process: endoplasmic reticulum to Golgi vesicle-mediated transport; mitotic spindle assembly checkpoint signaling. Bases 1 to 2490 code for a protein of 829 amino acids. The record is from RefSeq and is a predicted model, not a curated record. Lineage: Eukaryota; Fungi; Ascomycota; Eurotiomycetes; Chaetothyriales; Cyphellophoraceae. Gene Ontology annotation, cellular component: RZZ complex.
AUGACCGACCUUGCAACGAGUCUCGUCGACCCUAUACGAGAAGGCUCCUUCCCAGCAUCAGCCGAGCUAUUGUCGUCAGACCUUGACACCAAUUCAAUCCCUCAGUUGAUCGAAGCCAUCAGAACCGAGAGGGACAGUCUCAGCAACGACUUGAAAGCGGUCAGCAAGCCUUACGCUGGGGGCGUUGAUCAAUGGAUUGCGCAAGCCAAGCAGGUUCAGCAAGAUAUUGCUCGUUGCAAGCAAGAAGCAAGAGAUAUUGUGCAAGAGUAUGAACGCGUGGAGCAACUGCGCAGAGACACCGUCGAUGCUGAGAGCAAAUUAAGACUUCUGCACGACGAGAUUGCAUUUCAGCAAGACCUACAGUCGCAGCUACAUACCAUAGCCACAGCCAACGGGCAUCUUCGCGAUGUUGAAGGCCAACUACAGCUCGAUCAAGCAGUAGACGCGGCCAGGGGCCUUGCCGAGCUCGAGCCCACCAUUCGACAACUGCGAGGACCGCGAGCCAGGGCCGUCGUCGCGGAGUACCGAGAUCAUCUUCUGCAAAGGACCACACGCCACCUCACUGAGCAGAUACGAGCGCAUAUAACAGUCACUCAAGACAACAGUGAACUUGCGCUGACCGUCGAGACUGGCACGAACCCGUCGGAUGAGCUUCUCUUUCCCGCACUGUCAGAGCUCGACGCAGCAGGCCCUGUGAUCGAACACGUGGUUGGCGCUGUGGAAAGAGUGCUGCUGGAGCCACUGUCACCGAAGUCUUCAAUUCGUCUCGUCAGCCACUCUGUCCAGUCAGGGAAAUUCGUUUUCCGCCUUUCUGAUAGCCAGAAGCCGUCGGUACAUUCGGUACUCAAGCUCUCUUCUGACCUAGUUGACUUUCUCUGCACAUAUCUCCCUCACGCACUGUACGAGGCUGUUGCCCAACAAUGUGGCCCAAGACUGGUAGCUUCCCUGGUGGGAGAAUGGUUGACACCCGCAAUCCCUGUCAGUCUGGACGACCUUUCCGACCUUGACAGCCUCAGGGAAGAGAUCCUAGCGCUCGCGCGCUUUUUGGACGAGAAGCAUUGGCCGGAUACAAAGAAUCUGAAGCAGUGGACACUUCAUGCACCGCGGAUGUGGAUAGGCAUCCGGAAAGGCGAAGCAUUGGAUGCCGUCAGGCGAGCUUUCGCACAAUCAUCGGGAGAUCUGCACCAGGUCGAGAGAGUUGAGCGGCAGAAGGCCAGCAAAGUCGAGAAGCCUAGCAACGAUGGCAGCCAGGACGGCCAGGAUGACUGGAACGCGUCGUGGGAGGAUGACAAGCAAGAGCAAAAGCCGCCAAGCGACCAAGCAGAAGAUGAUGCAAGCGGAUGGGGCUUUGACGACGGUAUGGAGGAUGACUCUGCACAAACAAAAGCAAAUGGCGAUGCGAAGGAAGCUGCGACAGUCGACGAUGACGUAGAUGAGGCUUGGGGCUGGAACGAGGACUCUGCAGAGUCGCCCUCCAAAGGGCAAGAGCAGAAGCAGGAUCGCGAUAAACAGACAGCGAACGGCGACCAUCAUAUGGCUGAGUCACAGGAGCUGGAGAUGAAAGAGCUCUACAGUGUGACCGACAUUCCCGAUCGACUUCUCGAAAGCAUUGGCCGAGAUAUACAGGAUGCUGUUCGACUGCAGCAGGAGCAACACGCAAGUCUGAAGGACGUCCCUGCUUCGUCGGGACUUCUCACUCUGCCCUCUCUGUCACUGUCCAUGUUCCGGGCAACCGCCUCGAUAUACUACUCCAAGCAUGCGUCACUGGGCAACAUGAACUUAUACAACGAUGCGCUAUACAUUGCGGAUAAGUUGCAGAACAUGCCUAGACCAGCAGCAAUGCACGGAAUCGAUGUCGACUGUAAGGCGAUGGAGAGAUUUGGGAGGUCUGCAUACGCAAAGGAAAUGGAUCUCCAGCGCACCAUUCUCACCGAUCUACUUGAUGGUGUUCAAGGUUUCACCAUUCCGUACGCCGAGCAGAUCGAGGAAGCCAUAUCUGCUACUAGCGAUAGGCUUCGGCAAGUGCACCGAGAGUGGUCGCCGAUCCUAUCGACUUCGGCGCUGCUCCAAUCCAUUGGAGCCCUAUACUCAUCAAUAAUCAGUAAAGUCAUCACAGAUAUCGAGGAGAUGGACGACAUCUCAGAAGCGCAGUCACAACGUCUCAGCAAUUUCUGCUCUCAGCUCAGCAAGCUGGAGGAUCUGUUCAUUGCCAAUCCACCCGGCGAUGCAGCAGCCGACCAAGAGCCCAUGCAUAUGGUCGCUGUGUACUCGAGCAACUGGCUUCGGUUCCAGUAUCUCGAUCAACUGCUGUCUGCAAGCCUGGUUGACAUAAAGUAUCUGUGGACGGAAGGCGAGCUGAGCUUGGAGUUCUCUGCUGAAGAGGUGGUGGAUUUAAUCAUGGCUCUGUUUGCUGAAUCGACACAUAGACGCAGCGCAAUUGCAGUCAUUCGAGGCAACAGAGGCAGUGGUAUGUCGCAAAGAGCUAUAUGA